Molecule: messenger RNA, 2562 nt
Organism: Anarrhichthys ocellatus (wolf-eel)
Lineage: Eukaryota; Metazoa; Chordata; Actinopteri; Perciformes; Anarhichadidae
Gene: neurod6b
Product: neuronal differentiation 6b
Exons: 2
Coding region: 148-1152 (334 amino acids)
Biological process (GO): positive regulation of transcription by RNA polymerase II; sensory organ development; axon development
Cellular component (GO): nucleus
Molecular function (GO): DNA-binding transcription factor activity, RNA polymerase II-specific; protein dimerization activity; E-box binding
Source: RefSeq, a predicted model, not a curated record
GCACAACACAGCAAGUCAGAGGAAAGGAGAGUGCGCAUGGUUUCAGCUUUUUUCCUUUAAUUUGUGGUUUUCCAGAAGAAGAAGCUGCAUCACAGAUUCAGAGGAGCUAUUUGGGAACAUGCAAGGUGCACGCUGACCUGAGGAAAUAUGUUGACACUGCCAUUCGAGGAACCUCAUGUGAUGUGUGAGCCGCGGUUUGGUGCCAAUUAUCCCCGUGAAGGCUUACCUGAGAGUCUGGAGGAGCAGCGAAAACACGACGCAGACAGCUCCAACUCAGACAUGAGGGAGGCCGAGGACGACAUCUCCGACAGAGAGGAGGACGAAAGGGAGGGUGACCAGGAUGACAACGGGCUUCCUAAAAAGCGGGGCCCGCGAAAAAAGAGGUCCGGCAAGCCGGAGACGGACAGGUCCAAAGUACGGCGCCAUGAAGCGAACUCCCGAGAGCGCAGCCGGAUGCACGGCUUGAAUGACGCGUUGGAGAGCCUGCGCAAAGUUGUGCCGUGCUACUCAAAAACUCAAAAACUGUCCAAGAUUGAGACCCUCAGACUGGCUAAAAAUUACAUCUGGGCCCUGUCAGAGACUCUGAGCGCAGGGAAGAGACCAGACCUCCUCGCCUUCGUACAGACUUUGUGCAAAGGAUUAUCUCAGCCCACGACCAACUUGGUGGCCGGUUGUUUGCAGCUGAACGCGAGGAAUUUCCUCACAGACCACAACGGGGAGGUCAUGUUCUCUGGAAGAUCGCCCUACGAUGCCAUGUACUCGUACCCCGGCUCAGACGUGAACACGCCCCCCGGCCACAGCGGGAGCACCUUGGAGAGCAGCGCCAAGCCGUUCAGACACUACAGCUACAGCGGCGCGUACGAGCCCUACUACGAGAACCCGUCCCCAGAGGGCGGGAGUCCGCAUUUCGACGGCCAGUUGAGCCCCCCGAUGAACUUUAACGGGAUUUUCUCCCUAAAACACGAAGAUCCGCCAGACUACAGCAAAGGCAGCCACUAUGGCAUGCGCUACUGCAGUGCGCCAGGGCGCACGGCUCUUGCGCACAACUCCAUGUACCGAGUCUCCCCAGAGGGCCGUUUCCCCUACGAUCUGCACGUCCGCAGCCAGUCCUUCCAAGCACAAGGGGAAGUUAAUGGCUCUUUCCACAACUAAUCAAUCAGCUGGACAAAGUUCAAGUUGUAGAAGCGAUGCAAUUUCCCCCCGCAGAUGUCGAGAGUGGAACGAAAUGGACUCCAGACACGCUGAUGCACUGCAAAGAAUGCCCAUUUUAACUAGUCAUUUUGUGUUGAAUGUUCAGUCUGGUUUUUCUUUGAAACGUGUUUAAAUCUGCAAACUAUAUAUAAUGAUUUCACUUGUUCUCAAAUCUGUGUAAAGAAAAAAAAACACAAGAACGCCUUUGUUUUGGAAACAAAUACGAUGAUUUCAAUCUGAGUAAUUUAAAGAAAACUAAGAUUAAAUGGCUCACUGUCACAUUGGUGUUUCUAGUGGGAAACCACAUAUUAAGAGUAAUUCGUUAAAGAUGCAGGUUUUGAGCAAAUUGUUUAAAGUUACAGUGUAUUUUUUUGUUAAUGGCUGCGCUGCAGAUGUCGGUCAUGACAUGGGUUAUUUAAAAGUGAUACAGUGAAUAAUAAAUUAGAUUUUUCUGCUUAUUUAAUCAGGUUCACAGCAGUCAGUGAAAUGAUUUUCGUGGAGAAAUAAAAUCAGCUACCGGGGAAGAACAAUCUAAAGACGUUUCGCCUCAUCAGGGAAGUUUGCUGAGACAUGAUUGGAGUCCAGACAUUCAGUCUGUUAGCAAUAAAGGUCAAUUGAGCUAUGCAAGGCAGCCAAAUGCAAUCUUUGCUUAUAAAAAUGAAAUAUGUCUAUUUCCACUCAAGGCAUUUCUCAUAAUCUAAUAUCUAAUCAAAACAAUUACACAAAUUAAUUAUUUUUAAAAAGCCAGUUUGGAGACGUGCACGUGUUCAGGAGACCUGAUGAUGAGGAUGUCAUCUGAACUGGUCCUAUAAAUACAGGAGGUUUUGGAGAAAAAAAAAAUACUAAACGCAUUUGUAUGUGAAGUAAAUAGUGUGGUAACGAGGUGAAUGUAAAUUAUUGUAUUUAUUUCUUUAAGCUUAUUUAUGAUAAGUCCGUCAAUUUGAAUGUGGAUAAUAUAUUAUUAAAUGAUGUAAAAUUCUAAAAUGUUACCGUUUUAUGUGAACUUCCAUACAUUUGAAAUUGGUUUAUGUUGCAUUGUUGUGUAUUUCACUGCAGCUAGAAGGGAAAUCAUUUCGUGUGAGGUGAACAAAGUGUUUCAUGAAUCCGAACAACAUGCCUUAAAAAAUAGACAAUGACCAUCGAUAUGCAACGAAAUGACAGUUUUGGAUAGUUUGAUGUGAACUUUUUACACGUUCUUGUUCCUGCUGAAGAGCAGCUGUGAUGCACUUCAAGUAUUUCUGCACAAUGUUGGUGACUGUACUCAUAAAUUCUGUUGAUUUUGUAACUUUACCCGAAUGAUGAAUGAUUUUUGGAUAAUAUUCUUUAUAUUUUAUUUCUCUCUCUCUCUCUCUCUCUCUCUCUCUCUCUCUC